This is a messenger RNA of Ficedula albicollis (Collared flycatcher), 1106 nucleotides long. RefSeq lists its product as uncharacterized. The record is from RefSeq and is a predicted model, not a curated record. Bases 225 to 1106 code for a protein of 293 amino acids. The transcript is spliced from 2 exons. Lineage: Eukaryota; Metazoa; Chordata; Aves; Passeriformes; Muscicapidae.
ACUCGCAUAAUUUGUAGGUAAAUCUUCAAACUAGUCCUGCAGUUAUUAAUGCCACUUUAAAUUACUCUUGAUUUGGUUUUGACCUCACAAUAACAUAGCUCGCUAUGCUGUGGGAAGGGAACAGCUGUGUCAUCGUAUUUAAAAGAGAGCCUGAGAGGAAGAAACGCGAGUCCAUCUGGAGCAGGUACUGAUAUAUUCCAUACUGCUGAGUCUUCCAGCAGCAAAUGAAAAAUAUGUAUUUAUUCCUCCUUUCCAUUUUACCUUUGCUUUGGAAAGUCACUGGCACCCAAGAUGCUAUAUAUGGUCAUAAUAAUUUCACAGAAUAUCAAGUGGGCAACAUGAACCUCAUUCUCUCUGUCCCGCAUGGUGGGUCAAUGGAACCUAAAGACAUCCCUGAUCGAGACGCUGCCUGUUGGGAUGAGAAGACAUCCUCUUGUAUUUUCUCUCAUAACUGUCCUCCUGGAAGUAUUCAAAAUUCCAAGAAAUGCAAAGUGUCUACCAACCAAGACAGGUAUACUAUAGAGGUGGCUCAGGCACUUGCUGAAGAAAUCAACAACAUUACUGGUGGCUUUUUCCCACAUAUCAUCAUAAACCACCUACAGAGGUUCAAGAUGGAUGCUAACAGGGAAAAGGAAGAAGCCUGCUUUGGAAUUCCCCAAGCAGAACAGGCCUGGGAGGACUAUAUGGGAUUUUUGACCACUGCAAAAUCACACAUGUCAGGGGGCCUAAUUCUGGAUAUCCACGGACAAGCACAUCCUGAAAAGUGGAUAGAACUAGGUUACACACUUUCAAAAACUUCCCUUAACUCAGGUGUCUUUUCUGCAUCCAACUCCUCAAUUAGCUAUCUGGCCAGUCAGCUGGUGAAUGUGUCUUCUGAGACUUUGGUUGCAGGGAACAGAAGUUUGGGUAAAUACAUUGAAGAACAAAAUAAGAGUUAUGUUUGUGUGCCUUCUCCAUCCAAUCCUAGCCCAAAUAAUGGAAACUAUUACAGUGGUGGGUACAUAACAAAGACUUUUGGCUCCCGCAGUUCUGGCACCAUUGAUGCCAUUCAGCUUGAACUGCCCCAGCGGGUGAGGGCAGCUGAAGAGCGUCACAGAUUUACUUGA